UGAAGUGCUUCUAUCGUGUGGACCCGGAGCAUGACACGCAGGCGCGUCUCACUUUGCGUGGCGCUUGCGAGAGGUUGACACCGCAGCAGUGGUACAACCAAAAGUUCACCAGCGCUAGUGCCUUCUGGGCUAACAAGGGUAAGAGGGUCAAGAAGGAGUACUAUGUUGGUAACCAGCCUACGGAUGAAUGGGCAAUGACCAUUGAGGAGUACAUGUCGGUUUGUCCCGAGUGGGCCGAGCAGCAUAGGGAGGCAUGGGAGGAGCUGAUUAGGGCGAGGUGGCUCAGGGAGGAUGAGGAGUUUGCAGCCGUGUCGAGGCGGAACAUGGAGAACCGAGGCACCGGUGGCACACACUGCGCGGGAAACCGCGACUACACCCGCUACAAGGGGAAAAUGGUAUGUAUAUACAUGGAACGACCUUCUUUCAUUUCCCGUCAUGUUACAUUUGUGGUACGCAUAACUUUUCUUUUCGCGAUGCAGGUGGCCGAGCCUCCGACCCUCGUCCACGGCCCGCUCGUCCACCCGCCUACGAUGUAA
Lolium perenne is the source of this 536-nucleotide messenger RNA. The record is from RefSeq and is a predicted model, not a curated record. Lineage: Eukaryota; Viridiplantae; Streptophyta; Magnoliopsida; Poales; Poaceae.